AUGGGGUUUAUCAAUAACAAAAUUCCAUUGAUAUAUGCUGCAUCUGCUUCCGCGAUUGUGAUCAUUCUAGUAGUAUUGUUUCUCAUUUGCGUGUGCAAAAAGAAAAAGGGACCAAGUCGUGUGGAAGAGCAAGUAGCUGUCAAAGUACUCUCCCAGUCAUCAUCACAAGGCUAUAAACAUUUCAAGGCAGAGAUUGAACUUCUGAUGAGAGUUCACCACAUAAACUUGGUAAGCCUUGUCGGGUAUUGCGAUGAACGAGGUCAUUUGGCUCUCAUCUACGAAUACAUGUCUAAUGUAGACUUAAAACAUCAUUUGUCAGGAAAACACGAUGGGGCUAUUCUGAAGCGGAGUACGCGAUUAAGAAUAGCCAUUGAUGCCGCACUAGAUUUCGGGCUUUCAAGAUCCUGCCAGCUCGGAGAUGAAUCUCAUGUUUCGACGGUUGUUGCUGGUACUCCAGGGUAUCUUGAUCCCGAAACGGGUCGGUUGACCGAGAUGAGCGAUGUGUACAGCUUUGGGAUUGUGUUAUUGGAGAUGAUGACAAACCAACGAGUGAUUGACCAAAACCGUGAAAAGCGACACUUUACAGAAUGGGUGGCACUUGUGAUAAACAGAGGAGAUAUUACCAGGAUCAUGGAUCCUAAUCUUUGCGGCGAUUACAACUCAACUUCUGUAUGGAAAGCUCUUGAAUUGGCUAUGUCAUGUGCAAAUCCUUCUUCAGAAAGGCGACCAAGCAUGUCCGAAGUUAUUACCGGACUUAAAGAGUGUCUAACUUCUGAAAACUUGAUGAGAAAUAAGAAUCAAGACAUGGACUCCGAUAGUUCUCUUGAAAUGACCAUGAACUUUGGUACUGAGGCUUUCCUUAGUGCAAGGUAG
Arabis nemorensis is the source of this 873-nucleotide messenger RNA. The record is from the annotation of a GenBank genome assembly. Lineage: Eukaryota; Viridiplantae; Streptophyta; Magnoliopsida; Brassicales; Brassicaceae.